AUGGUGCAACAGGUACCAGGAGGAAACCUGCAACCCGGGAGCUACUACCAAGCGAGGGAUUGGCAACGCACAGAUAAUCGAGACCCUUAUCUAGAGGACCAUCGCCUGCAACAUGUUCCUCCCCCCGUGCAGCAGGGACAUCAACAUGCUGAGGCUACCACGAUUGAAGCAGCAUUGAAGCAAUGUGCCCGGAUACCUGUCCGGAAUUUUGCUCUCAUUGUGAUAAAAGAUAAUGGAGAAGAGGUCACCUACGCCGGAAAGUCCAUGACCCCGUACCUGGACCGGAUCUUCAGCAGAGAGACAAAGAGGGCGUUCCGUGGAGCUCUCCGUGAAUCCGAGGGGAGAUCGUACCAUCCUCGUCGGAAACCGUUGGCUAACGGGUGUGGCAUAGCGUAUCUUUCAAUGGGUUCCCUAUCCGAGUAUGACGAAGGUGGUCCCAACCGGAAGUACUCCAGCGGUGGAUCGUCAUCGGACCUUGGACGCCGUCCACAUCGCAAGUCCAGAUCCGAAGAAUCGGAUGACGGACCGAGGAUCUCCAAGAGACCUCGGCGAGGGAACCCGGGGCAAUUGCGUGAGCGGUCAGAUGAGGACGCGCCGCUCCCGGUCCCGGCUCAGGAGAGGCAGCACUUGGUCAUCGGCAACGGGGGUGACGUCUUGCAGUACUAUCACCGGAGGUUCAGGGAGAUGCAGCAGUCGGCAUGUAAGGUGAUGGGAAAGGCAUUUGUCCGCUUGAUUGAGCCCAAGAAGCAGACGCACCACCCCUACACCAAGGGUAACGACAAAGCACCGCCGUGGUGGCCGAGCACGAGCGGUCAAGAAGGCGUCCGACACCGAGAGCCCGACCACCUUUUGAAGCAUGAGCGGACUCACCUGUUGGUCCACAUCCUCAGGAUGGUCAUUGAGCCUAAGAAAACCCAGCACGCGACGCUACAGAAGUCCGGGGGGUUGGAUGUCAAGACUCUGGAGUUGGCGACCAUGGAGGCCAUGUCCAACUGGUUCGCGGACAAGGACCACCCGGACAACGAGGCCAAGAGGCCUCUGCUCAAGGAGAUCUUCAAGGUUGCCAAACAAGAGGAGAGGUUUCGCAUGGGCGAGAUUGAUGCCAGCACUACGAUCCCGGUAUGUUGCGACGGGAAACUACGUGACGAUGACGACUCUGAUGACAACGCCCACUUCAAACCGGAAGACGAUGAUGAGGACGACUUCCAAUCCGGUUCCAUCAUGACACCGCCUGAUAGUCUUGUGUCGCCCGCCAUGGGCCAGAACCCCCAUUUCCAGCAGCACGUGAACAUGGACUCCGAGUACAGAGCGCAGCAAGUCGUCCGCUCCAAUCUCCAGCUGCGGCCGUCCUAUCCAGCCUACGAGAUGCCAGGCAUGAGCUACGAGGAUCCCGUCCACUCGAUGAAUUACCACCAGCCCGGCCCCAACCAGAUAGACCCCUCUCGCCGACUCGGCUUCUCCCCGGUGUUUCCCCAACAGCAUCAUCCCCUCCAACAUUGGGGCAGCAACAAUAUGGUCAGCUCCAGCCAACAAUCCCCUUCGUACACCACUUCUCCCCAGGCCAUGGUCUCCGCGUUUUCCGGACCCGUCCUUCCCGCUCCGCAGCCGCAGGCAUCCAACAGUCCCCCAAACCAGUUCGAUUCUUUCCAGACCAAGUAUGAUAUCAGGCCAGCACCCGGGUCUCAGUUCAGGACGGGCAGUAUUGGACAUCCGCACCACCCUCUGCAGGCGCCGCAAGCAGCCCCGGGAGGGUACCAUGAAUAUCUAGCUCAGGAACAAGGGUAUUCCGGUCCACAGGAGUUGAAGGAGGAGCCGCAUCAGGGCAUGGGACAAGGUGGGAUCUAUCACUCGCAAGCGUAG
Molecule: messenger RNA, 1860 nt
Organism: Drepanopeziza brunnea f. sp. 'multigermtubi' MB_m1
Lineage: Eukaryota; Fungi; Ascomycota; Leotiomycetes; Helotiales; Drepanopezizaceae
Source: RefSeq, a predicted model, not a curated record